GCUAACUUCGCCCGAAUCCUUAUUGGUCGCCAAUAGCCGUCUUUGCCGUGCCUGAACGACGCUACGGAACUUUACAAGAACACGAAGAUAUCUGUUUAUUGAAAAGGAAAAUAUUACAUUUAUUGAGUGAUCAGGAAUAAAUACCAAAAUGUCUUUGAAGGAGGUGUGUGAAGAGUUGGAUGAGCUUGCUGUGAACUACUUUCAGACUUUAGAAGAACUCUCAGAGCAAAGGAGAAGAUUUGAGAAGUUUAUUAAAGAGGGCUUCCUGAAUUUGUCCAAGGCUCGAUUUUCGAUGGGAAUCGGGGCCGUGAGCUCGCUCCAGUACGAUACCACAUCAAUGUGUCCUCUGGCACAUGUUGUCACAAGCAAGGAGGAUGACUGCCAUUCAUUUGAAGUGUGUCGAACCAAAGCCAUGAAACGCUCAGAGAGGAAGUCACUGGAAGGAAAUGAGUCAAGAGCAAACCAGUCUACCACAACUACUGAUGAUAAUACAGCAGUGAGAAGAAGAAGACCCCUGUCAUCCAGUCCCACUGAUGGAGUGGAAACCCUUACAGCUGAAAUGGACCAAUUGACAACAUCGCCAGAGGAAACAACCACCACCACCGCCAGGCAGGACAUACCCACUGAUCCCCUUCUAUGGUUUGGAGUCCUGGUCCCACAACCUCUUAGACAUGGGCAGCAGAACUUUGUAGAGGCUAUUGAAGCCUGUACUGUCCUGGCGUCACUCCAAAACAAACUAGACACAGCUUAUGCACAGUAUCGCAGUAAACUGAGAGUGAAAUAUGAUAUCAUCAACAAGACUAAGAAUGGAGACAGCAGCCUUGCAAAUGGUGCAAUAACAACAUAGGAAGGUCCUUGAUGUAGCGCAAGGAACAGAUUAAACAAGAUUUAUUUUUGAUAUAACUGUGUAUGAUGUAUGUGUGCAUGUUUGUGAAAUGUACAGGGUUAGUACUUUGUGUACAUAACUUUGAAAUACAGUCUGGAAAGUUGGUCUUAACCGGUUUUAGGAGUCAAGAUUAUAGGAUUGGUGGCAGUUCAUGGAAUUUCUUUUACAUGAUUCAUCUGCAUGAUGGCAUUUAUUAUUUCAGAGAUAUCCAAUUAAUGAUAGAGUUGUUCAUAUUGAAAAUCAAUAUUGAUUAUAUCCUGAUUAAACUCUGAUAAUUCUUUAUAAAAUUUAGGGAUGUUUUUUUUUUAUCUUACAUCCUGAAACAAAUAAGUUAACAGUUCAACUAAACUAUUGGCCAUCUGAAAUUGAUAGGUAGAUGAGUAAGCAAAAUAUUGUCAGGGUUCCUGAACUUUCUGCACUUCACAAAAUAGAUUCCAGGACUUUUCAGUAAUAACAUUUAAAUAAUAAAAUCAAAUGUUUUUCUUCAAACAUUUCUGGCCAUUUGCCUUUAACGGUAGUCUCUGAUCAUUCAUCCAACGCAUCUAUCAAUAUCCCACCUAUCCCACCUAGCCCUUGUUAAUGCAUUUGAUGUAGAGGGGUGCCCAUAUUUAUUAUGUUACUCAGUAGUAGUCAUUAUAAUAUAGUUAUGUUGUACAUGUUCAUGCAUAGUGAUGUGUACAUCAGUUUGCUUUGUGUUACUGUAAAAUGAGAAACUGUCACAACAACCAUUUUGAUGGCAAGAAACUAGUGAAUUGCAAAACGUUAGCAUCAAUUGCAAUUUAGUCAAUUUAUAGCAUUGAAUUGUCUAAAUCAAAGACAUUUGAGAAGUUUCUCGUUUUACAGCAUAUACCGGUAGAUACAUUUAUGUGAAAAUAUAAUCUUGCCUGUAGAAAAUUACUACAUCAGUACUUGCAGUGAAACAACCGUUUGAGGAAAUGGUUAUGAAGUGCGUUCUGAAUGGUUAAUCAUGCAUAAUUUGAACCAGCAAAUAUCAAAAUCUUCCCCGAAAAGCACAAAUUAAAUCGAACAGUAUUAGAAUAUAUACUGAAUGUAUACAUUUGAAAAUGUGGAACUAUUGAUGCAAGGCCGUCACAUUUGACACUCUCAAGAUUAUUCUACAUUAGGGGUAUAUAUGAGAGAAAAAAAUAAUUGAUUUAAUGUAAGACUUCUGAAAACUAAACCUCAAAUUAGUAUUGAUGGUUGAUUUAUGUUUCUCAUCACUGACAAAAAAGAUUGUUUUUUUGUUCUGUUAACAGUAAAUUGUGUCUAUAUGUUGAAUAUUUUGUCAUUAUAUACAUUCCAUUGCAAUAAAAAAUCAAUUUGUGAGAAUUUCUUCUCAUUCA
This is a messenger RNA of Strongylocentrotus purpuratus (purple sea urchin), 2229 nucleotides long. RefSeq names its product coiled-coil domain-containing protein 115 (gene ccdc115). Gene Ontology annotation, cellular component: extrinsic component of endoplasmic reticulum membrane. Gene Ontology annotation, biological process: vacuolar proton-transporting V-type ATPase complex assembly. Lineage: Eukaryota; Metazoa; Echinodermata; Echinoidea; Camarodonta; Strongylocentrotidae. The record is from RefSeq and is a predicted model, not a curated record. The transcript has 6 exons. Bases 149 to 847 code for a protein of 232 amino acids.